CAAUCACGCUGCGUGAUUGACACAAUUCCUACUAAAUCUACGAAGAGGCCACAUAACAAACUCUCUCUCAAACCUCUCAUCUCAAAAGAGUCGGACCAAAUAGAAACGAAGAGGAGGGAGAAGCGGAACUGAACAGCUAGGGUUUUCUUUCUCGUCCACUCUCGUGUCUGCGAUUUCCUCUUCUCGCCAGAUUUCAUUGACGCAAUGUCUCGUGUCUACGUGGGUAAUUUGGAUCCUAGGGUUAGUGAGCGCGAGCUUGAGGAUGAAUUCCGGAAAUUCGGUGUGAUCAGAAGUGUUUGGGUUGCCCGACGACCUCCAGGUUAUGCUUUUAUCGACUUUGAUGACAAAAGGGAUGCUCAGGAUGCUAUUCAUGAGUUAGAUGGUAAAAAUGGAUGGAGGGUUGAGAUGUCCCACAACUCAAGAGGUGGUGGCGGUGGCAGAGGUGGAGGUGAAGGUGGUAGAGGUGGAGGUCGGUUUGGAGGUUCAGAUUUGAAGUGCUACGAGUGUGGGGAGCCAGGUCAUUUUGCACGUGAAUGCAACUCACGUGGUGGAUCAGGAAGAAGACGAAGCCGCAGUCCUAGAUACAGAAGGAGUCCCAGUUAUGGCCGAAGGAGUUACAGUCCUCGAGGAGGAAGAUCCCCUAGACGCCGUGCUGAUUCACCCCGCCGGAGCCUCAGCAGGUCGCCACCACCAUACCGCGGGCGCGAAGAGGCACCACCCUAUACCAAUGGCAAUGGUCUGAGGGAAAGACGCCGGAGCAGGAGUUAGAGAUUUUACUAUCAUAGCUUCGUUGAGAGCUAAAUGGAUUAGACAUGUUUAUUGUAUUGCGCUUCACUACGGCUAUGUUGGCUUCUGCAUCUUGGACUUGGAUAAGUUUUCUUCUUACUUCACUCUGGGUUUUUGUUUGUUUUUCAUAUUUUGAAGUAUCUGUAGGGAGUCGUACUAGUUAUUUGAGCUGGAUUGUUCCUUGUGGUGAUGCUAAAGACUGUGCUUUUCUUUUGUGUUGAGGUUUCGUCUGCAUCUGCUUCUGCUUCCAAUCUCCCGUUGGUUGUGUGGUUCUGCACUUCCAGUUUCAUUAUCUGCUGCCCCUGCGUUUGGGAUCUUCAAUUUUGCAUGGUUGGGGUCCCAUCGUACUACUUCUGUAGAUGCUUCUGUUUGAUUGAACUCUCCCGGCUAUGAUGCGACGCCCUCAAAUUCUUUUGGGACUCCACUUGUCUAGAUGCUUCUGUUUGAUUGAAAUCUCCAGGCUAUGAUGCGACACCCUCAUUCUAUUGGGAUUGCGCUGCCCUCAAAUUCAAUUGGGUUCUGUUGAGUUAACUUAAAAGAGAGCUGCUUCAAACACUUCUGGCAGGUACUUGCAUCUGUUCCUGGAAGUCAAAAGUUUACAGAUGUCGAGUUGAUGGUUUUAACUUUUCAGAUAUCUUAAACCAAGCAAUUGGAUUCUUGGCUUAUUCUGAAGCAUUUUAAGUCGUGUCCUGUCAAAGCAAAUCCCCUUUUGGUUUUCGUUUACUAGGGUUUGGUUCCAUGGAGGUAGGGUUUAUUUAUAUGCCAGUUUUUCAGAAGCACUUUUAAGUUGAGUCCUGUCAAAGCAUAUCCCCUUUUGGUUUUCGUUUACUAGGGUUUGGUUCCAUGGAGGUAGGGUCAUUUAUGUGCCAUUAUCUUAAAGCAUGAUGAAGUUUUGAAAACGUCAACCAAAUUGUAUGGAUGUGUGUCUUUGUUCUUCACCCGUUAAUUCGUUUAUUUGAUUUCGUAAUCUUAGAUCUUUAUGGCUUUCUCCAAGGUUUAUGUGUCUAAUGCACAAAUAUAUGCAUCUUUGAUUGAUAUUUGUGUGAAAGUGGUUCUUCAUUUGUCACGCGCCGAGGACUUUGGACUGCCUUGUCGAAUAGAAUGAACCUUCACUGAGAAUCUUCCGUGUCCUUGGUUGUUUGGAGAGCCUUUUUUCUCUUCCAAGUGGACCAGCCAUCCUAACCUCAGUGAAGCCUCGGGCUUUGUUGCCCUGCCUGGCUUAUAGCCGCAGCUCCACUCGAAAAGGAGUCCGAAUACUACAACUGUUGCAGAUUCGACGAGAAGUGGCUGCUGAUGGUCCACGCGAUCGACACGCGCGGCGCGGUGGACCGGUUCGGGUGCACGGAGUGCAGGAGGGAUUUGUACAAUGUUUCGGUGGACGGCCUUGGUCGGGAGCUGGACCAGUUCGGGGAGCCGCUGCCGGACGAUUAUUACGGAGGGUUGUCGUGCUGUUACGCGCACACGCGCUGUAAGGUUAAGGAGGGGUUCCACGCGCCGUCGAGGAUGAUUCGGUUGAGGUACUCGAUGACGUGGACCGAGUGGGAACCGUCGAUUGUUCCGAUUAGGGUUUACAUCUUUGAUAUCACCGAUGAGAUGAAGUUGAAGGUGAGUCGUGAUACCGGCGCGGUCACGGCGGAGCAUGAUUGCGGGCUUGAAUACAUGGUGGAGAGCUGCCACGUGAAUGGACCAAAGAACAACAUUAUUGCAGCAGCAGAAGACGACGAUGACGACAAGAGAUGUGCCGACUUCCAAAAAACCAUAGUGCCGAUGCCCAACGGUGGCGACGUGAUUUUUGGGCUCACUCACCUCCACGGCGGGGCCAUAAACUCCACCAUAUAUGGACAGGACGGCCGGGUUCUGUGCAAGACGGAGCCGAUCUACGGCGAAGGAGAGGAGGAAGGUUACAUCGUUGGGAUUUCCACGUGUCAGCCUGACCCGGGAUCCGUCUGGAUAAACGACGGUGAGAUGAUCGUUCACGAAACCGUCUACACGGCCGCACGCCGACGCACCGGCGUCAUGGGCCUUUUCUACCUCCUCGUCGCCGACCGCCGGGAAGAUACCCGUACUCCUCCGGCUACGAAUAGCUUCUUGCGCCUUCCUUCUUUGGUACGUACGUAACUGAUAGAUGAUUUUUGCGAAUCUUUAUCAUUUCAUAUGAUUAUCGAUUGAUCUAGCACGUGGUUAUAUAUAUGGGAAUUGACGUGUGGUUUGGGAGUCGUGAAUUGUGAUUGUUUUCUGUGAGAUUGUUACUGUUGUUUAUAAUGCAUUAUUUUAUUGAAUUUUUAGCAAGACACAAUACAUGGAUUGUUUUUUGUGAUGUGAGAGAAGUUAUCGGUCAAAAUGAAUGAUCGUUACAUCUCAGCUUUUAGUUGAGAUUGUUUUAUCGCAGCUUUUAUAUGACAUGCCAAUCACACAUACCAAACUCUGUAUGUUAACUUUACAAUGCAUCAAAUUCAUCGUGUAUGAUAUUAUACAUAUAUUCACAACGAGACAUGUAAUUAACAAUCAGAACGAACUUCCAAACAACCCGAAAUCCAAUACUUUUGGACCACUUGUUGGUUUUUCUGAUGAAUUAUUGGUGUGUGAUGGGGCAUGCUCAGCUGGCCGAGAAGGUGACCGUUGGGCCGGGAGUGACGGCGACGUCGACGUCGGGAGCCGUGGUGGGAGUUGGAUUGCUUCUUGUGGCUGCUGUGGUUCUUGUUGUUGUCGUCGUCGGGAAGAGGACAAAAACUGGAGGUGGUUGCACAUGGGUGUGAUCAAGAAUACUGGCCGCCGGCGGGGAAAAUGAGAUUAUCUGGGUGUGACGUGGAUCCGGCGGCCGGAGACUAUUGUUACUUAUGAUUAUUGUACGUCUUGGGCUUGGGUUUGUGUGAUGAUUAUGCAUGUUUGUGUGGGCCGGACGUGAUCGGAGCUGGAUUGGUUCUUGUCCGUUCGUUCGUUUGUUUUUAUUUAUUUAAUAAUUAUUUUCGUUUCGUCCAUUUUGGUCCCAGCCAGUGUGUCCGUCUGUGUCCGUGCAUGGGACAAAAUAAUAAAUAUAAAUAAAUAAAUAA
Molecule: messenger RNA, 3836 nt
Organism: Linum tenue
Lineage: Eukaryota; Viridiplantae; Streptophyta; Magnoliopsida; Malpighiales; Linaceae
Source: the annotation of a GenBank genome assembly